GUCAAAACAUUUCAGGGUUUUGUUGUCUUUUGUGUAGCAAACAGCCGCAAGGAAGCUCCGUUUUGUGCACAUUUUCCCCCUGAUUUCAUCACUUUUUAGCAUUCAUUUGUGCACGUGGCUACUGCCAAAGGUACCAUGGAUCACGAAAAUCUCGAUGACUUCCACGAAACCACCACAAUUGCUGAGGAGGAGCGAAAAAACUUCGAGAGUGUCGUUGCUGCUUUUCGUAACUAUCGAGUUAACAGUUUACAGAAGCUCAAUGCCACCGAAGUUUAUCUCAACCGAUUGCCAGCCCAUCAUCAGCAGAUGCUGAAGAGGUACACGGAGAAUCUGCGAAGGAUUCGAGAAUGUAUCGAUCAGAAUUACAAGAUCAUCCAAAAGCUCCUUGUGGAUGUGAAUAAUAUCUUCAGCAAUGAACCCGUUCAAGCUGUGUGUGCGGGUGAUCACAACAAUUGCAAUCCUGAACCGGGAUUCCGUCCAAAUGAGAUUGAAACCUCUCACCAGGUAGACCCAUUUAAAUCAUUAAAGGUGGAAAUUACUCUGAAACUCUUUGUACGAGACUGGAGCUCGGAAGGUGCUGAGGAGCGUGAGCAGUGUUACACACCAAUCAUCAAUGCCAUCAUGAAGGCAUUCAAUCCGGAAGAUGUGGAUGUGAGCAGAGUAAGGGUGCUCGUACCUGGAGCUGGAUUGGGGAGAUUGGCAUAUGAAUUGGCCUAUCGUGGCUACUUUUGCGAAGGCAACGAAUUCUCCUACUUUAUGCUUAUCGCUUCGAAUUUUCUACUCAACAAGUGCAUGUGGGCAGACCAAUUUGUGUUACACCCAUGGAUUCAUCAGUACGUGAAUAAUAUGAAGCGAAAAGACCAGACAAGGCCAAUCCACUUCCCUGACGUCAGCCCCAUUCAAGCUCCACCGAGUGGGGAAUUCAAUAUGGUAGCUGGAGAUUUUCUGCAAGUGUACAAUGACUGGAAUGCGUGGGAUUGCGUCGCCACGUGCUUCUUCAUUGAUUGUGCCAACAAUGUGGUGGAAUUCGUCGAGAGGAUUUACAGAAUCCUCAAACCCGAAGGAAUCUGGGUGAAUUUGGGCCCCCUUCUGUAUCACUACAGUGAUAUACUCAAUGAAGGGAGCAUUGAGCCAACGUAUGAGGAUCUACAGUCCAUAAUUGAAGCUGUUGGCUUUAAAUUUCUCCGCAAUGAGAGCGGAGUGCGCACAAAGUACAACCAAAAUACGCAAUCAAUGCAGCAAAGUGAAUACCUCAGUGUAUUCUUUGUAUGCCAGAAGCCUCAUGAAACCGUGACGAAUGAUGUGGAGGUGGAUGGGGUGGAGAGAGAUGGUUAAAGAGGUCAAUUCCUUGAAAUUAAUUAGUUUUUAAGCUCGAGUGUGAUUUUUCAUUUUUCUUUCGCGUCCCAGUUCUUUCAAAAUGAAAUCUUAGGCUUAAUUCUUUUAAUCAUUUAUUUACUUUAACUCUUCUAUACUUAACUUGCAUUGUAAUUUGAAUUAAUGUAACGUACAAAGAGCUGUGGCAGGGUAUCCAAAGAGGGGGGUGAAGAUUGGAGUUUAAUGUAAUUGAGGAAUAAUUGACGAACCCGCCGCAAUUGAGCCACACCGAUUUCCGGGGGAAUAUCCACCAUCAGCUCCUCAGAUCCUUUGUAUGAGACUGAAAUUGUGCCGGGACUUUGUUUUCUCAACGCAACAAUUUCCAUGACGAUUCCGCGGGUUAUUUGAUCAAGUUCAUAGAGGUAGUUUGCCGGACAGACGGGUGCCUGAAAAAUACGACCAAAAUGAGAAAAAAAAGUAUUUUAUUACAAAGAUGAAAAUAGUUUUGUGCUCAUGGAUCUCUCGAGAAAUCGAUAUUCUUAAUAAUCUUAUAAAAUAAAAUGAAAAAACUAAAAUUAAUAAUUA
Messenger RNA from Lutzomyia longipalpis, 1899 nucleotides. Its product is annotated as carnosine N-methyltransferase. The transcript has 6 exons. NCBI's taxonomy places the organism in Eukaryota, Metazoa, Arthropoda, Insecta, Diptera, Psychodidae. Bases 136 to 1335 code for a protein of 399 amino acids. Gene Ontology annotation, molecular function: S-adenosylmethionine-dependent methyltransferase activity. The record is from RefSeq and is a predicted model, not a curated record.